CUGACUCUUCCAGAAAGCUCUGCAGACACAGUGCUGGUACAUUCCUGGCUGAUGAGUCAGUGAGAGGAGAGGGAGCGCUAUAUAUACUGUCAGCGUCUCAGGACUUGCUGCACAUCCAGCUGACUGCCAGGAGCUCACACUGCACUGACAGCCCCAAGAGACAUCCGCUGAGAAAAUGAAGAUGAUUCCUCUAUCGCUGCUGCUAGUGGCCGUUCUGCUCAACUUUACAGGGGCUCUUCUGCCCCCCGAGAGCCUGAAAAAAAUCUCAGAAGAAGGAAGCAAGUACAUCACUGAACAGUUCGAGAACGCUCUAAAUGGAGUCCGACAGAUGAAACAGCUCAUGGACCAAACUGGAGAAGAGCACCAGAAGAUCCUUCGCACGCUGGAGGAGACCAAGAAGAACAAGGAGGAUGCUUUGAAAGGGGCUCUGGAGUCCGAGCAGCAGCUCUCCGAGACCAAGGAAAUCUGCAAUGACACAAUGCUGGCGCUGUGGGAGGAGUGUAAGCCCUGCCUGAAACAGACCUGCGUCAAGUUCUACUCCAAGACCUGCAGGAGUGGAUCUGGGCUGGUCGGGCGUCAGCUUGAAGACUUCCUCAACAGGUCUUCACCCUUUGCCAUUUGGGUCAACGGUGAGAGAAUAGACAUUCUGAACAAGCAAGACAAGCAGCAGCACAUGACCCUGGAGGAUCUCGAAGACGGCUACAGCAUUGUAGAAGACAGCGUGCAUGAACUCUUCCAGGACAGCGUCAAGGCUUUUGACCACAUGAAGCCGUUCUUCAGCAGACCCUUCCAAGGUCUCAGCUUGCCCCAGUGGGAACCAAUCCCCUUUCAGAGAAUCAACGCCCCGGUUUCGGCUAUGCGUAUCCGCAAGGAACGCUCUCCACUGGCUGAACCUUUCUUUACCAGCAACUUUGACUCCCUCUUCGAAGCUGCUCAGAAAAUGAUGGAAAGGCACCGCCAGAUAUUCCAGCAAGGACCUCUCUUCAAUGGGAUGAGUAAUUCUACUGAUGACAAAGUGGUAUGUCGGGAACUCAGGAGGAAUACUGCCGGCUGCUUAAAGAUGAAGGACAAGUGUGAGAAGUGCAAGGAGAUUCUGGCAGUCGAUUGUUCUGGAAAGGAUGUGAUGCAACAAAAACUGCGGGAGAAAUUUGAAGACUCUGUUCGCUUGGCAGAGAAGUAUACCAAAGUGUACGAUGAAGUGCUACAGAAAUUCAGAGAGAAGAUGCUGAACACCACUGGAAUCCUGGAGGACCUGAGUCACCAAUACAACUGGGUGUCCAAGCUGGCCAACCUCACCGAAAACGACAAGAACGGAAUCUUCCAUGUGUCUACCGCCCAUUCCUCCAGUGGCGGCGUUCCGUCUAACACCACUGUGACAGUCAAACUUUUCGACUCCGAGUCUUUCACCUUCACGGUGCCUGGACACAUCACCAUGGAGGAUCCGAAGUUCGGCGAGCUGGUGGCUGAGGAAGCUUUGAAGAGAUUUAAGAAAGAAGUCGUCAGCGAGGCCGUCUGACUGUACAGAGUGGGAUCUGCUGCCGCACCUUAAAUCCACGGCCGUUCCCAGUCCAGGUAGAAGCUGAUCGUGCCGCUCCUCUCCCGAUAGCCAGCCAGGCCUAGGCAAGCCUCCGCCCGUUCUCUGUGUGUCCAGCGCACGCCCCCUCCUCCUACUACUACUACUGUUGUUCUGCUACUACUGGUACUCAUGUUUGCUGCUUUCUUUUGUAGGGACCAAAAAAUUGACAAAAACAAUUAA
Molecule: messenger RNA, 1756 nt
Organism: Nanorana parkeri
Lineage: Eukaryota; Metazoa; Chordata; Amphibia; Anura; Dicroglossidae
Gene: CLU
Product: clusterin
Exons: 9
Coding region: 176-1516 (446 amino acids)
Source: RefSeq, a predicted model, not a curated record